CUGUAUAGUAUCUAUUAUUAAUAUCUAUUAUAGUAUCUAGUAAUUUUAUUUUUUAACAAAAUUCUUACUGCGAGAUGUUCGGCUUCGGAGGGUGCGGAUUCGGGGGACCCCAGGGCUUCAGUAGUCCUCAAGGCUUUGGAGGCGGUUUUAGCGGACAGAGCUUUGGUCAAGGAUUCGGCCAGGGCAUGCAAGGCGGAUUCGGUCAAGGCCAAAGCGGGUUUAGGCCCGGGAUGCAACAAGCCGGGUUUGGCGCUGCAGGGUACGGCGGCAGUAGCGGCGGUGGGCAGGCAAGCUUCGGAGGCAAUCAAGGCAUGUACGGCGGAAAUAUGCAAAAUGGUUUGCAAGCUUCGCGACAAGGCCAAGGACAAAGUCAAAGCGGCUACAGCCAGCAGGCCAGCUACGGUGGUGGCCAGGCCGGCUACGGGAGCAGCUACCAAAGCGGAUACGGUCAAUAGUCCUGUCCUGUCCAUUGUGCAAUAUAACUUUACUAUAAGUGUAACAAGUUUGUGAUUAAAAGUCAGCGUUAUUUGCGUUAUAGUCAGGUCUUUUGAAAUAAAACGUAUUAGUGAGUUA
Messenger RNA from Spodoptera litura, 573 nucleotides. RefSeq lists its product as uncharacterized. NCBI's taxonomy places the organism in Eukaryota, Metazoa, Arthropoda, Insecta, Lepidoptera, Noctuidae. The record is from RefSeq and is a predicted model, not a curated record.